Molecule: messenger RNA, 3102 nt
Organism: Anneissia japonica
Lineage: Eukaryota; Metazoa; Echinodermata; Crinoidea; Comatulida; Comatulidae
Exons: 3
Coding region: 1-3102 (1033 amino acids)
Source: RefSeq, a predicted model, not a curated record
AUGUAUUUCAAAUAUGCUAUCUAUAAUCCGUUCAUAGAUUCACUUAUUCAGCAGUUCAGUGAUCGCUUUGGAGAUAUGGCAGCUAAGUCUGUUCAGGCACUCCAAGUCCUUCAAUGUAACGCAGCUCCUACUCUGAGCAAAAAUGCAAUCGAAUUCUAUAAAAACGACUUGCCGUCUUAUAGCACACUGCAGCAAGAGCUACGACUGUGGAAAGCAUUGUGGGAGGCAGAAGAAAACAUCCCCACAACACUUUCAGACACGUUAUGCGACAAACGGUGUUGUAAUAAAAUGUUUCCCAACAUCACAUGGAUAAUUAAUAUCAUGCUAUUAACACCAGUGACAUCGGAAGGUGUAGAAAGAGCCAACUCAUCGCUUAAAUUUAUCCAAAAUCAUUUUAGGAAUACAAUGAGUGAAGAUCGAUUUAACGCUCUGAUAUUAUUGUACAUUCACAGAGACAUAGAGCUAGACAUAGAUGAAAUCAUUGAUACUUAUGCUCACUUCAAACAUAGAGUUCAAAAAGUAGAGAAAUUGUUUGAAGCAAUUGAGGAGAGCCACGGUGAGCUUGUCAGCUUGAUUGAAGAUGAAGAGGAAUUCCUAGAGGAAGAACAAUGGAUGGAAAGGUGCCAAACAGAGUUUAUGGCAGAGAUGAAUGCAAUGAAAAUUAAUAUGACAGACCAAGAAAAUCAGUCGAAGCAAACUACAAGUGCUCAAGCAGUUAGUAGCAGUAGCAGUGGUGUAGCAGAGAUGAAACCGACGUUGAAGUUAAAGCGGAUGGAGUUACCAGUGUUUGACGGAGAUGUGAAGAAGUACAGUAGAUUUAAAGAAGAUUUUACCAAGUUUGUUCAGCCAUCCACACAUCCGGAUCAGUUAGCAUUUGCCCUCAGGCAAGCAUUAAGUAGGGACCCCUUGAGAAUUAUAGGACCGGUUGAGGACGAAUACGAGAAGAUGUGGUUGAGGCUAGACGAGAGAUACGGGUGUGAAAGAAAAUUAGUAGAAGCAAUAAUCAAUGAGGUAGAAAACAAGAAGGAAGUAAGAGAAGGUGAUGGAAAGAAAUUAAUAGAGUUCAUUGACGUAGUAGAAAGCAGUUACAGAGCCUUAGUGAAAAUCAAGCAAGAAAGUGAAAUGUCAAAUAUGAAGGUUCUUGGUGAGAUCGAGAGAAAGCUACCUGAUACGGUGUUCCAGAGAUGGGUGAGAGAUAGAAUAAAGACCGAAGAUAAAAAGGCAGAGGAGGAAGAUGUAAUAGUGAUGUUGAUUGAGUUUUUGAAGACGGAAAGAAAGAGAGUUGAGUAUACUAUGGAAACUAUGAGAAGUAACCAUUCGAGCCGUCAACAAAUACCUAAAUCGUCUGCGGUUCUGGCGGCGGAUGUUCAAAGAGUACCACAACAACUCUGUUUAAUACAUGAUGGUGCCAGACAUAACACAGAGGAGUUCUCUUAUACACAUCUAGAUGUGUAUAGAGUAAGCAUACUAAAGGACAAGAGGGCAUGUUUCUGCUGCCUAAAGACAGGACAUAUUGUUGCAAGAUGCUGGAAGAAGAGGCCGUGUGGAAAGAAUGGCUGUACACGGGUGCAUCAUCCUUCCGUACAUUUUUUGGUAGGAGACCAGAAGAGCCAGCAGUCAGGAACAAUGGCCACCAUACAAAACAACAUGCACAACAAUGAGGUUGGGUGCUUAUUGCAAGUUAUGAGUAUUAAGUGCAGAAAAGGACCCUGUCUAAACGCCAUGUUUGACAGUGGAGCAAUGUCCUCACUUAUAACACAUGAGGCGGCACGUGUCAUGAAGGCGAGAGGAAAGCCAGUGACCAUAAAAAUUACUAAAGUGGGUGGUGAAUCAAGCACAAUAGAGACAACACGAUACCAGGUGCCACUCAUAUAUAAGAAUGGGGAAGAAGUAGUGAUCGCCGCAUAUGGCAUUGAGAAAAUUACAGCGAUGGUAAAGCCACAGGAAAGCAAGAAACUGGCGAAAAUACUGGAGGUCGACCAUGACAAGGUCCGAAGACCUGUGGGUGAUGUCAACAUUUUGGUUGGAUACGACUAUGCAGGAUUCCAUCCACGUGAGGUAAAGAAAGAAGGCCACCUACUGCUUCUGGAGUGUAGGUUUGGGAUGUGCAUCGGAGGAGCUCAUCCAAUCUGCAGAGGUGAGAAUUGUGCAACAGAAAUUAGUUUGCUCGAAGUAAAACAUAGAGAGUUUUUUGACAUAGAGAGCUUAGGCAUUGACUGCAAUCCAAGGUGUGGCGGUUGUAAAUGCGGUAAGUGUCCGCUUGGUGCGAAACAAUACACUUUGAAAGAAGAGCAUGAGUUGAACAUUAUUGAAGAAGGGCUAACCUACGAAGAGGGUAGAUGGGUAGCAAAAUAUCCAUGGAUCAAAGACCCGAAGCUGCUUCCAGAUAACCGAGCUGUGGUUUUUGCGAAGUUAAAGUCUUUAGAAGCUCGCCUAGGUAGAAACCAGGAAGCAGCCAAAGUGUACAAUGAGCAGAUCGAUGAUAUGAUUGAAAGGAAGGUGGCAAGAGAACAUUGCCAUAGAUUCUUGUGGAGAGGGCUUGAAACAGAGAAACCACCAAAAACUUACUGUGUAACGGCAGUAAAUUUUGGCGACAAGCCAUCAGCCACCAUAGCUAUCGCAGCAUUACGAAAAACAGCGGAAGCGGGUAGAGAGAAAGCUCCUGAAGCUGCAGAUACUAUACUAAACAACGUCUACAUGGAUGACGUGUUGCAGUGUGUAGAGACAAGAGAAAUGGCUGAAAGGCUGACAAAGGAAGUGGAUUGUCUGCUAAAACCUGGAAACUUUUCUAUAAAGGAGUGGAUAAUAUCUGGAGAGGAGAGUGGGGAAAAGCAAGACCGAUCUUUGGAGACAAAGAAGGUAUUAGGGAUCUGUUGGAAGCCGAAAGAAGACCUAUUAACCUUUCAAGGAAACUUCAGUAUGUUUCAUGAUGUUCCUCAACCGCUUACAAAGAGGAUUUGUUUGAGCAAAAUUAAUGCAGUGUGUGAUCCAUUGGGUCUAUUGACGCCAGUGACUGUGAGAGCCAAGAUUCUACUAAGGAAGUUAUGGGGUGAAGGUCUUGCGUGGGAUGAGCCAAUUAAAGAUGAAUAUCAACGAGAGUAG